AUGGAUAUCAGAGGCAAAGUUCACAAUCCAGAGAACAAGGAUCUCGCUGCAGAGCUAUGUCGUCUCUGUCAUGAUACACCUAGCUUGAACCUUCCGGAUGCUUCCAAGCUUCAGGUCCCGGUCAGAUCAAAUAUCUCUGGCGAGCGACUUCGCUCUGGCUCAUUGUCAGAAGAGAUCGUCACCACCAUCCUUGCAUCUAAAUGCAAUUGGUAUAUGCUUCUCAAUGGGGUAGCGGAGGACUUAAGUGCAUCAAAACAAAUCGGGCAUAAAUUUGUGAUUUUUGGGCUGAAUGAUUGUGUUCCAAUGUCACCAUUUCACAAGAAGCGACUGCAGGCCACUAAAUCCGAAGUUCAUAGCCUCAUUCAGAAACGAAUGCUUCUGGAGUUAUCUUUCGAAGCUCUAGAUAGCUCAGGAUAUCUAUCUAAACACAGUCGCGAAAUAGGAGAUAAAGCUACAGGAGACAAUGUUGGUUGUUUCAUUGGUGCAAGCUUGGUGGAAUACCUAGAUAAUACCAACGCGCAUGGCCCAACUGCAUACACUUCCACCGGUACCAUUCGUGCCUUCCUUUGCGGUAGGCUGAGUCAUCAUUACGGGUGGUGUGGACCAUCGGAGGUAAUUGAUACAGCAUGCUCAUCCUCAUUGGUCGCGAUCAAUCGUGCGUGUAAAGCAAUCCAGGCUGGCGAGUGCAAGAUGGCUCUAGCCGGAGGUGUCAAUAUCAUAACCGGUAUUAACAACUUCCUUGACUUGGGCAAAGCCGGUUUCUUGAGUCGUACCGGACAAUGCAAGCCAUUUGAUAAGCUUGCCGACGGCUAUUGUCGCUCUGAUGGUGCGGGCCUUGUGGUUUUGAAGACAAUAAAGCAGGCCUUAAGCGACAAUGAUGAGAUCUUGGGCCUCAUUCCCGCCAUCGCUACUAAUCAAGGCGGAUUAUCGGCAUCUAUCACUGUUCCUCAUUCAGCUGCACAGCAAGAAUUAUAUCGAACGGUGAUUCAACGAUCGGGUCUUCAACCGGAGCAGAUAACUUACGUUGAAGCUCAUGGAACAGGCACUCAGGCCGGGGAUCCUUUGGAGAUGGAAAGCAUUAGGUCUAUCUUCGGGAGUCCCUCCAGAUCGAAUACAGUCCACGUCGGUUCCAUUAAAGGCAACAUUGGUCACUGUGAAACCGCAGCAGGUGUUGCUAGCUUAAUCAAGGUGCUUGCCAUGUUGAAAUAUGGUAAGAUUCCACCGCAGGCAAAUCAUCAGCAACUCAACUCAAAAAUUUCCGAUCUGAAACCAGACAAUCUUGAUAUCAGCCGUAAUGUUCUUGAAUGGAACGUGCCAUUUCGCGCGGCUCUCGUCAAUAGUUACGGAGCGGCUGGGUCCAACUGUGCUCUUCUGUGCUGUGAACUUCCAAAAAAUGACCUUGCUGAGAAACACAACUCAUAUGUCAAGAACACUAGUAUGUUAUACCCGGUCAUUCUCAGUGCAGCUUCACAGAACAGCCUUCUCGACCAAGCUCGGGUAUUGAGCACAUUCCUACGCCAAAAGUCUAAUAUGCUGGACAUUCGUGAUAUUUCGUAUACUUUGAACGAGAAAAGACAACGUCAAAAGUGGUAUGUUAGCAUCACCUCAAAAAGUACCAAGGAUUUGACCGACCAGCUGGAUUCUAUCAACCCACUGAGCUUUGGGCAGUUGCAAAAGUCAUCCAAGCCUAUAGUGCUAUGCUUUAGUGGACAGAGCGACAACAAAGUCGCCUUGAGCGAAACCAUUUAUAAGACAUACCCUGCAUUUCGAUUCUAUAUUGAUGCAUGUGAUAAGCAAGUACAGAGUUUGGGGUUUCGCUCUAUCAUUCCAGCCAUCUUUCAAACACAGCCUAUUGAUGAUGUUAUUACUUUACAGUGUAGUAUCUUCGCCAUGCAAUACGCGUGUGGUAAAUGUUGGAUUGACGCCGGCUUGAAGAUUAGCGCUAUCAUCGGUCACAGUCUCGGAGAGCUUACGGCAUUGGCAGUGUCAGAAGUCCUAUCAUUGUCUGACAGUAUCACUCUGAUUGCUUCUCGCGGCCACCUAAUUCAUACUAAAUGGGGGCCUGAAAAGGGUGCUAUGUCAGUCUUACACUGCGAUGCCAAUGAUUUCGAACUUAUCUCUAUGCGCCUGCAAGCUAGUUGUAAUGGGAAGAUCGAAAUUGCUUGUUACAAUUCGCCAACCUCGUUAGUUGUGGCAGGCACGUUGGCCAUGAUUGAAGCCACUGAAGAACUCAUAAGAACAGAUCCCAUGUUUCAAAAUAUCAAAUCACAGCGAGUCGGCACGAGCCAUGGAUUCCAUUCGGCGCUUGUAGACCCAAUACUGGGUGAGCUGGCUGAUAUUGCCAAGUCUCUUCAUUGGAACGAACCAAAAAUUCCUUUGGAACUAUGCACUGCUGAACCUCUCUCAUCCAUCGAAAGCUACAGUGUUACGGACCACGCGAGGCGUCCCGUUUAUUUUUCAGACGCCGUACGAAGACUCGAAAAUUCUUUAGGAUCAUCCAUCUGGCUGGAGGCAGGAAUCAAUACACCAAUUAUAGCGAUGGCAAAGAGGGCAUCGGGAACUCCAGAAAUGAUGACCUACCAUGCCAUAAGAACACCGAAUGAUCAAAAUGCCGCCGAGGCAAUCUCUGCUUCGAUUUUAGCGCUUUGGAAAAGUGGUAUUUCCUUGAUCCAUUGGAGCUUUCUGCCAACUUCGGCAUCGGAUUUUAAACAGAUAUGGCUGCCGCCAUAUCAAUUUGAAAAAGCUCCGUACUGGCGAGAAAAUAUUGAUAGAACCAUCGAAAUGCAGCAAACGAAUCCAAACAAUGCACAAGACCCGCCAUUACAACUUUCACCUCAAUUAAUCACGAGAAGUGCAGAAAUUCCUGAACAGCCGGGAGUUGAGGUGUUUUUGGUAAAUACCAAAAGUCAACGAUUCUCAAAGAUUGUCGGCGGCCAUGCAGUUCGAGGAAGGCCCCUAUGCCCAGCAUCCAUGUACAUGGAGUGCAUCGUGAUGGCUAUCCAGCUUCUGAUCGGAGAAAUCAAAGGCGAAAGCCUUAUUUUCGACAAGCUUGAUUUUCACGCUUCUCUUGGUCUUUAUCCGAAGGGUGAAGUUGUGAUACAGCUUGUCAAGGCAGUCAGUGCUGAGCGAUCGUGGAAAUUUACUAUCACUACUUCAAUCCCAACAAGUACAAAGCCGAAGCAAGUGCUUCAUGCUAGCGGUAUUAUUGCCCUGUUGCCUGACUCUCCGUCUGAUACUUUUCACCGGCUUAUAGCUGGGCCUAUCGAGAAAUUGGAGAAUAAUGCAAACGCCGAAAGCCUAAUAGGCAUCAAGACUGUGAAGAUGGAUGAGUGGGAAGCAAUUGCCACAAUCAGUGUCCCAGAGGCCCAGCCAAAUCGAGAAGAGAGCACAUCAUGGCUUAUUUGUGACACCGUCACCAUUGAUGCAUUUAUCCAGGUUGUCGGACUACUGAUGAACAGUAGCAAUGCCGUAUCAAAGGAAGAGGUUAUGGUGAUGGUUGGCGUAGAGCACACUGUUAUUUCACCGGCUUGCAACAUGACAAAUAGAAAGGAUUGGCGCGUCUACGCAAAAUUCUGCUUUACGCAGGAUGGGCAACCAAUGGGAGAUGUGUUUGUAUCUUCGCCAGGUGGGGAACUAGUGGCGAUGCUUUGUGGCUGUCGAUUUGCAAAGUUGCCGAUUUCAAAGCUCGAGAAAGCUCUCGAUUCAUCGAAUUCGAAAGCCGCUGUAAAUGUUCCACGUCUGGCUUCAACCAAAGUCUCCAACGCAUCGAGUACAACCGGAGAUGGACUAAAUACGCUCACGAUUGUUACUCCUGCGACCGAUAGCAAUAUUUCGAGCUUAAGAGACUUAAUAGCCGAGUAUACCGGAGCCAAUACAUCAGAUAUACCUACGGAUACAAUGUUUGCAGAUUUGGGACUAGACUCUCUAGCAUCGGUCGAGCUUGUUGGGGAGCUUUUGGCCAAGUUUGAGUUGGUCAUAUCUUCCGAUGAAUUGCUCACCAGCAAUCUAAACGAGCUUAAUGAGCGUCUUGGUGGUCCAGCUUUAGCCAAAAUACUACCAAGCCAAACAGAUUUUAUGAAACACCCGAUUCCUGAGCUGGUUGAAAGUUUUACUCAUGAUUCAGAUGAUCGUGCUGUUGCACAAAAGUUUCAGAAGCUUCUGCAGAUCCUAGCUGAUAUCUCAGGGGCUAAACUUGAGGACAUCAAAGAGAAUGAUUUAUUGCCUGAUCUUGGAAUCGAUUCACUGUCACUAGUAGAUCUGAAACAGGAGCUAGAAGAAUCAUUUUCAGUGAGUUUCGAGGAAAUUUUGCUGGAUUGUGCGGUGAAAGAUCUCACGACACGUUUGAACAUUGAUAGGCCCAGUGGCAAGAAACCAAGUUACACUAAAAACGUUUUUCAAACUGACAAAGGGAACGUGCCUGCCAUAUUAGAGCACGAUGUGAAACUCGACUUGCCAAACCCUUUCAGAGCAUUAACACUAGCUGAUGCCCAUUUCGAUGAUUCAGCAAAAAUGCAGGGAUUCAGUAACUAUUGGUCAGACGUAGCGCCUUUUCAGGAUGACCUAUUACUGGCGUACAUAGUGGAAGCUUUUGGUGCUUUAGGAGUCGAUCUUGCAAACAGCACCCCAGAAAGCAGCAUUGCGCAACUACCACACUUGGCACAAAGAUACGAUAAACUCGUGCAGAGGCUUUGGAAAAUCCUCCAAAAACACGAUGUUGUUUUCGAAGAUCAGACUGGUAGCUUCAAGCGCGGAAACCGUGUUAUUGAUUCAAGGCCAUCGUCUCAGUUGGUCGAAAUAUUCCGCAGCAAAUUUCCGGCUUAUGAGCAUGAAACUAAUCUGAUCAGUCUUACCGGUCCAAAACUCGCCGACUGCUUGAGUGGCACAAUGGAUCCCGUGUCCAUCAUGUUCGGAAGCCCUGCAUCUCUGAAAAUAAUGGAAAAUUUCUAUGCUCAGUCUCCAAUGAUGUCAACACUCACUGAGCAGCUGGUAAUAUUCAUAACAACCUUAACUCGAGGUUUCCAAGCCGCUCGACCGUUGAGAAUUCUGGAAGUGGGUGCAGGUACCGGUGGAACGACAAAAAGGCUUGCAAAAGCAUUAGAUUCUUCCGGAAUUUCUGUUGAAUAUACCUUUACAGAUAUAUCAUCCACCCUAGUUGCUAAGGCUAAGAAUAAGUUCCUGCAAUAUCCAUGGAUCAAAUUUGCCACCUUUAACUUGGAAAAAGAAGUCUCCAGUGAAUUACGCAAUCGAUUUGACAUUGUCAUCAGCGCCAAUUGUGUACAUGCAACAACAAACCGCACUAUGUCAUGUCGCAGACUCAAAGAGGUUUUGGUGCCAAAUGGUUUUAUUGUUCUGUCCGAAGUUACUCGAAUUAUAGACUGGUAUGAUAUCUGCUUCGGUCUGCUUGAUGGCUGGUGGCUAGCUGAAGGGAAUACGGCCUACCCUCUUCAGCCAGCUGAGGCUUGGAUGUCGACAUUCAAGGCAGCAGGCUUUGGCGUGACCAGCUACUCUAAAGGCUCGAUGCCAGAAGCUAAUAGUCAACAAUUACUUGUAGCAUCGUGCAACAAGUGGGAAAUACCAGCAAGUAUAAACGCCUCUUCAAAUACAGACAGUAGUCGGGGUGUAUCAUAUCGCCAAGAGACUAUUGUGUAUAAAGAGGUGAGUGAUAUUUCAAUUGAGGCAGAUGUUUUUUUCCCUCGAACGAUCCCAUCAUCGCCCAUGCCCAUUGCUCUCAUGAUCCAUGGCGGGGGUCAUAUGACACUCUCUCGAAAAGCGGUUCGUCCAAUGCAAACGCAAUAUCUUUUGGCCAAUGGAUACCUCCCAGUGAGUAUUGAUUACCGGCUCUGUCCCGAGAUUAAUUUAGUCGACGGACCCAUGGCAGAUGUCUAUGAUGCUUAUCAAUGGUCCAAAAAUGUGCUUCCUCAGAUCGCUGCUGGGCAUGGGUUACUGGUCGAUAAGGGCAACGUGGUGGUGAUCGGAUGGUCAACAGGAGGCCAUUUGGCUAUGUCGAUUACUUGGACCGCAAAACUAGCCAAGGCGGUACCACCAACUGCAGUACUAUGUUUUUAUUCGCCGGUAGAUUUUGAAUCCAAAGAGCUUGGUAUGAAUCGUCCUUCGAAACUACCAGCCCGAAAAAUGAGUAUGGAAAGUAUAAUUUCUGCUCUUCCACAGAAACCCAUCACAAAUUAUGAUUCUGCGAUCGGCGACGACACCAAUCUAGGAUGGGUUCGUCCAGGCGACCCACGUUCUGAGCUUCUUCUUUCGAUGUUCAAAGAGGGCACUGGACUCUCACUUCUUUUGAAUGGGCUGCCUCGCCCAGGAGCCAAAUCGCUCGACCAACCCACACAGGCUCAAAUUAUCGCCAUCAGUCCUCUUGCUCAGCUUCGUAAAGGAAACUACGAUGUACCAACGUUCAUUAUCCAUGACACCCGAGAUCAAAUUGCGCCUUUCGCGGAUUCUGAGAAGUUUGUAGUUGAGCUAAAGAAGAGAAUUAUUACAUGUGGCUUUUUACCAUUAGAGGGAGUAGAUCAUAUAUAUGAUUUACAGUUGAAACCAGGAACUAGGGAAUGGGAGACAAAGGUUGAGCCAGGGUAUCAGUUCCUGUUUGAUGUGGUAAGAAGUCGGAUUUGAAGGAGUACCGGCGGCAGGUUUAUUUUUUUUCGCUCCUUCUUCAAGGCGGGGGCCCAUGCAUUACUAGUCAUGAGAAUACCUAUGCAUCAAUGUAAGAAAAUUGACCCUCAAAUCUAUUAAAUGAUUCAUAAGCAUGAAGUGAUAAUUAGGUAUAAUCUUUUUA
Molecule: messenger RNA, 6790 nt
Organism: Botrytis deweyae
Lineage: Eukaryota; Fungi; Ascomycota; Leotiomycetes; Helotiales; Sclerotiniaceae
Exons: 6
Coding region: 1-6627 (2208 amino acids)
Biological process (GO): fatty acid biosynthetic process; secondary metabolite biosynthetic process
Molecular function (GO): phosphopantetheine binding; fatty acid synthase activity; 3-oxoacyl-[acyl-carrier-protein] synthase activity
Source: RefSeq, a predicted model, not a curated record